Trichoplax adhaerens is the source of this 1062-nucleotide messenger RNA. RefSeq lists its product as uncharacterized. Gene Ontology annotation, cellular component: nucleus. NCBI's taxonomy places the organism in Eukaryota, Metazoa, Placozoa, Uniplacotomia, Trichoplacea, Trichoplacidae. Gene Ontology annotation, biological process: DNA repair. The transcript has 7 exons. The record is from RefSeq and is a predicted model, not a curated record. Gene Ontology annotation, molecular function: metalloendopeptidase activity; polyubiquitin modification-dependent protein binding; single-stranded DNA binding. The coding region runs from base 1 to 1062 and encodes 353 amino acids.
AUGGAUCAAACUGAUUGGUGUGAAGAUAAUGAUUUUGCUCUAGCUGUAGCCCUUAGCAAGCAAGAUUCACCAGAAAGUAAGAAUAGUAAAGAUCCAACUGUUUCAAUAGUCGAUGAUUAUUGGGAGAUUAACGAUCCCAAUCCGGAUAUUCGAGCGCUAUUUCUCCAGUAUAAUCAGUCAUAUUUUUGGGGUAAGCUAUUAAGUGUCGAAGUCCGAUGGAGCCCAAAGAUGACUUUGUGUGCCGGACUAUGUAUCUAUCAGAAAAAAGCUGGCUAUUGCUCAAUCCGUUUAAGCCAACCAUUACUGAAAUUUCGACCAAGACGAGAUCUUGUACAAACGCUCUUGCAUGAAAUGAUCCAUGCUUACCUCUUCGUGAUACAUGAUAAUAGGGAUCACGAUGCUCAUGGACCAUGCUUCUUGGAACACAUGCAUAGGAUCAAUAGUGCUACUGGAGCUAAUAUAACAGUUUAUCACAACUUUCACGAUGAGGUUAAUGUCUACAGACAACACUGGUGGCGAUGUAAUGGGCCUUGUAAGGAUCGUUCGCCAUUUUUUGGUUACGUAAAAAGAGCUAUGAAUAGAGCUCCAUCCAAGAACGACCCUUGGUGGAGCGAUCAUCAACAAAGCUGCGGUGGUACAUUUAUAAAAGUCAAGGAGCCUGAAGGCUACGGAGAAAAAGGCAAAAAAAGAAAAAAAUUGGAUAAGGACAAUGAUAAUCAAACCAAAAUAACUGAUUUCCAUCAUGCUAAAAAAGUGAAUGAUAACAUCGAUCGUGCUCAAGGUACCAGUAUUAGCGAUGGUUCACGUAGCAUCAAUAGCGAAAAGUCAGUCGAUAACGAUAAUCAAAACAGCAGUAUUUCAUAUGCAACUAUUCCAUUCUCUGGAAAAGGUUAUGUAUUAGGAUCAAACGAUGAUAAAUCUAGUACCGCCAAUUACCGAUUUCCAGCCUUAAUGGCGGAUGAACUUCGUUAUGUUAAGUGUCCGAUUUGUCACCGAACAGAUAUUCGGCAUUCAAUAAUUAAUGAGCACUUAGAUAAUUGUCUCGUGCUCAAAGAAAAUUAG